Messenger RNA from Arachis ipaensis, 1104 nucleotides. RefSeq names its product ethylene-responsive transcription factor 9. NCBI's taxonomy places the organism in Eukaryota, Viridiplantae, Streptophyta, Magnoliopsida, Fabales, Fabaceae. Gene Ontology annotation, molecular function: DNA-binding transcription factor activity; DNA binding. The record is from RefSeq and is a predicted model, not a curated record. Gene Ontology annotation, biological process: regulation of DNA-templated transcription.
UAUGAAAACCCCACCUUCCAUGGCUUUGAAAGAAAAGAAGAAGCCCGCCACAAAAAACAAGAUCAACGGCACCGUCAUUACCAACGAUGGCAACAAUACUAACAAUAAAGAGCUUCAUUACAGGGGCGUCCGUAAGAGGCCAUGGGGCCGUUACGCCGCCGAGAUCAGGGAUCCGGGGAAGAAGAGCCGCGUCUGGCUCGGAACAUUUGACACCGCCGAAGAAGCUGCCAUGGCUUACGACGCUGCCGCAAGACAGUUCCGCGGCUCCAAAGCCAAGACCAACUUCCCACUCGCUUCUUCGCCCUCUCCCAACGAAAACGCCAACCUCAACAUCAACAAGAAUAAUAGCGCCGGCGAGAGUCCUAGCCAGAGCAGCACUGUUGAGUCAUCAACACCGGAGCGUGAGGUCACGCGCCGCCGCGACGUCUCGGUGAUUGAGCGGUUUCCGUUCCUUCCGUUGCAGCAGCCACUUCCGCCGCCGCAUCAUCAGCUCAUGCCGUUUGGCGUUGCCGGCGGUACGGUUGUUGAUGGUGUGGUGGCUCCCGUACGGCCGGUUUUCUUUUUAGAUCCAACCGUCGGUCGGGCUGAGUUCUUUGGACAAAGCUUUCCCGUACGGUUCGAACCGGGUCCAUACGAGAUUAGGACCGGGUUUGGAAGUUCGGCACAGAGUGACUCGGAUUCUUCCUCCGUCGUUGAUUGCCAGCCCAAGAGAGAGCUCAAUCUCGAUCUCAACCUAGCUCCGCCAAUGGAUGCUUAACUCCUUUUUUCCUUUUUUUUUUUUUCUACUUUUUCUAAUUUUUUAUACCGUACCCAGAAAGAAAAAGAAAAUGCACAAGGUGUUUUUUUCCCCUUUUAGUUUUUAGUUCCGAAGAUUAGUCUUCCAUUGUUUUUGAGGGAGAUUAAGAUGUUUACACAUCUUAUAUCUUUUGAUGUAAAUAAAUUAGUUUACCUUUUUAUUUUUAAGUAGGUUCAUUUCAGUUAAAGGAACUUGAUCCGAAAGCCCCUUGAUCUCAUAAUUUUCUGUAACCUCUGAUCUGAUAUGUAAUUCUGGCUAAAGUUAAUUUUCUUCCACUGUAUCAUGAUGUGUUGUUUUAGUUAAUUAAU